AUGGAGAAGCCACCGCUGAAAGCAGCGAAGGGUAACCAGCUCCUCAAGUUCUUGCCGAGGGCCACCUCCUUCUCCGUCCCCAACCUGGCCUACAGCCCUGGCAGGGAGAAGAUUCACACGCGCAGGGGCUUCUCCGGCCCGAUAGUGCCCAUGUUCCCGGCGGAAGCGGGAAGAAAGCCCCCCGGCCGGGACUACGAGACUCCCGAGCCCUCGUCCCCGAAGGUCUCCUGCAUCGGUCAGAUCAAACACAAGAAGAAGAUUUGCAGGUUGAAGAGGUCCCCCUCGUCGCGGAAGGACCAGAAGCCGCGGUUCAGUAUUAGCAGGAUAUUCCGAAUCAAGUCAAGAUCGGGCGGGCGCAGCGACGGUGCCGGGCCGACGCCGAAAGCCACGAAGCCUCCGCUAGCACCGAACAGGGCGCCGCCGCCGCCGCUGGGCCAGAUGAGGAGAUUCGCAAGCGGUCGCGACUCGUUGGGCAAUUUCGACUGGAGAUCACAACGAGUGGCGACGGACGAGACGGCGGAGGACCCCUGGGACGACUACACGUCCGGCCGAGAGAGCGACGACGACGACGACGACGACGGGGCGAAGAUUCCCCACUCCGCUCCCAUGGCGGUGGGCGGCGCCGCUGCCGCCUUGGAGCCGAGGAAGGAGACGACCCUCUGGAGAAAGAGGACCAUGACUCCACUCAGACCUCUGAAAAUCGGGUGA
This is a messenger RNA of Spirodela intermedia, 708 nucleotides long. Lineage: Eukaryota; Viridiplantae; Streptophyta; Magnoliopsida; Alismatales; Araceae. The record is from the annotation of a GenBank genome assembly.